AUGCCACCGGUGGCAGCCCCACACCACUGGGGGUGCACCCCAAGCCAACAGGCGUUCGCAGUCUCUCGCCCUCACAAUACUCCUCCUCCGCCAGGCCUAGAGAUCCCAGAAGUGCCUGAGCCCAGUGCUGCCAACUUACGAUUUGGCGUAGGCAGUUUCGGGCACCCGCACUUUUGCACCAGACCAUGCGUGCACAUCUCCAAGGGUGGAGAGUGCCCAUCGGGAGCGGAAUGCACUUACUGCCAUUUCCCACACCGUGCGGUUUGCAAGCCAGACGGGCAGCUACGCCGGCGUCUCUGGGAUGCAAGCGACCAGGAACUUCUCGCGACCUUCCUGCCCUUCAUCUUCAAGAAGGCAGCGAUGGAAGGCCUCGUUCCCCGCGUCGCCUGCUUGCUCCAGCUCCUCAAGGCGGAAAUCGGCGAACCGCAAUCCGAACCCCUCCCCCUCGGGAGGUUUCGGCCGAUGAGGAUGUCAUUCAUGCAUCUGGUUGAGAGCUGCAUGCGCCGGCUUCCCCCCCAUGUCCGAGCCGAAGUAAAUCGCAUCAAGUCGGAGCUCCCACCUCCUGUUGUCACGCAUGGCGGAGCGGGACCAUCUCUCAUGCUGUAG
Symbiodinium sp. CCMP2592 is the source of this 606-nucleotide messenger RNA. The record is from the annotation of a GenBank genome assembly. Lineage: Eukaryota; Dinophyceae; Suessiales; Symbiodiniaceae.